UUGGCUUUUGACAAAAUAAAAAGGGCCUUAUUGACCGCCCCUGCCCUGAGCCUCCCAGAUGUAACCAAGCCUUUUACGCUAUAUGUUGAUGAACAUAAUGGAAUAGCCAAAGGGGUCCUAACUCAAAAACUGGGACCCUGGAAAAGGCCCGUGGCAUACUUUUCAAAAAAAAAUUAGACAGCGUGGCUGCAGGAUGGCCCCCAUGUCUCCGAAUAAUAGCGGCUAUGGCAGUCCUGGUAAAAGACUCAGACAAGUUGACUUUUGGCCAACCCCUCACUGUGGUGGCCCCCCACGCCGUAGAGACAGUCAUCCGCCAGCCCCCUGAUCGAUGGCUCUCAAACGCCCGGGUCACCCAUUAUCAGGCCAUGUUACUGAAUUCUGAGCGGAUACGGUUUGGAACGGCUACAUCUCUAAACCCGGCCACCUUGCUUCCAGAAACCGAGUCCCCCUCCCUAGUAAUGCAUGAUUGCCACCAGAUCCUAGCUGAAGUCCAUGGCACCAGAGGGGACUUGACGGACCAGCCUUUGCCAGAUGCUGAAGCAACCUGGUACACCGAUGGGAGUAGCUUUCUACGAAAUGGCUGGACAGAAGCAUUCCCCACCAAGCGAGAAACCGCCCAGGUGGUUGUCAAGAAAAUCCUGGAAGAAAUUUUCCCCCGGUUUGGACUGCCCAAGGUAAUAGGGUCGGACAACGGCCCCGCCUUCGUCUCCCAGGUAAGUCAGUUGGUGGCCAGAUUACUGGGGAUAAAUUGGAAAUUACAUUGUGCAUACAGACCCCAGAGCUCAGGUCAGGUAGAAAGAAUGAAUAGAACAAUUAAAGAGACCCUAACUAAAUUGACAUUGGAGACUGGCACUAGAGACUGGGUCCAACUCCUCCCUAUGGUUCUGUUCCGAGUCCGGAACACUCCCGCGCGCCAUGGGCUAACUCCUUACGAGAUUCUCUAUGGAGGUCCCCCACCAGUAACGGACUUACUAGAUUCUGCUAUUGACCCUCUUGCUAACACUCCCGGUUUACAGGACAGGCUAAAGGCGCUCCAGAUUAUCCAGCACCAGAUCUGGAAACCCCUUGCGGCUGUCUACCGCCCCGGAGACACAACCGGCCCACACCCGUUCCAGAUCGGUGACUCCGUCUACGUCAGGAGACAUCAGUCCAGGACGCUUGAGCCCCGCUGGAAGGGCCCAUAUACUGUACUACUGACCACCCCAACCGCCUUAAAGGUAGACGGCAUUGCUGCUUGGGUCCACGCCUCACACGUCCAGCGCGCCCCAUCAACGAGCACCGCUGACGCCAGCCAGGACGGACCGGACGAGCCACUCCAAUGGAAGCUCCACCGCACCCAAAACCCGCUCAAGAUAAGACUUUCAAAAAUUGUUCAAUGACAGUUGUUAUAUUCCUACCUCUCCUAGCGCUCUUCACCUCCGCCAAAGGUGACCCUCAUGCCCUCAAAAGGUUAACCUGGCAGGUACUAACGUCUGGGGGUGACGAGGUCUGGUCUAUAACUAAGACCGCCCCCGUGGGAACCUGGUGGCCUAACCUAUAUCCUGACCUAUGCAAGCUAACCAUAGGGGCCCCUAGCCCAUGGGACCUAGAGGGAUACUUCGACACCUCUAGAGCCCCUAACCAAGAAAGCCCUCCAGGGCGACUGGGAUUAGACCCAUGGGGAGGAUGUGGCACGCCUGACAGAAGGGCCAUGCUAAGCACUCUUCCCUUUUAUGUCUGUCCCGGGCACCACAGAGAUCGCAGGCUAAAUCCCACCUGUGGAGGAGGGGAAUACUUCUAUUGUAAAAAUUGGGGGUGCGAAACUACGGGGGAUACAGAAUGGAGGCCCUCCUCCUCCUGGGAUUAUAUCACUGUCAAGGCUAACUAUACUCACCCGACAUUUAGCAAAUGGAAAACCCUUAAUUAUGGGCCCUGCCAAGGGUGGUGUCAUCCCCUACGGAUAUCCUUCACGGAGCCCGGAAAAAGGGCUACUCACUGGGCCAAUGGAUAUACGUGGGGACUCAGGUUAUACAAAGAAAGAACAGAUGAUGGUUUUAUAUUCAGAAUUAAACUAAAAAUAGAAUCCCCAGACCCCGUGGCGAUCGGGCCUAACUCGGUCCUCGGGGA
Nyctereutes procyonoides (raccoon dog) is the source of this 2106-nucleotide messenger RNA. RefSeq lists its product as uncharacterized. Gene Ontology annotation, biological process: DNA integration. Gene Ontology annotation, molecular function: nucleic acid binding. Bases 225 to 1379 code for a protein of 384 amino acids. The transcript is spliced from 2 exons. The record is from RefSeq and is a predicted model, not a curated record. NCBI's taxonomy places the organism in Eukaryota, Metazoa, Chordata, Mammalia, Carnivora, Canidae.